AUGGGGAUUAUAUUAUCAAGAUUUCGCAAGAAAAAGACCACUAUUGAAAUUUUAGAAGAUCUUGAUAUGAAAAUCAAAGAGAUUGAGAGAUAUGGGCUCACUACAGAGCAAAGGCAGAAAAAAAUUGUUGGCACUCUCAUUCUAUACAGUGUGGUACUUUAUAUCAUAUCUGCAUUCAUUUUUUAUUUUUGCUUCUUUCCUGCAUCAUUAUAUGAUCAAAUAUUUUAUAUCAUUCCACUACUGAUCUUUCCCAUUCUAAUAUUGCUUACAAAAAAGCUGGUUACAUGGUAUUAUAGACGUAAAAUCUCUGAAAAUCAAGAAAAAUUAAGUGAAAUGCAAUUAGAAAAAAAUCAAAUUCUAGAUAAGGUCACAGAAACUGAGACAUACAAGAAAGCUAAAGAGAUUUUAUUGAAGUUUGCUCCUGAUCAGUUGAAAAUGACACCUUUGACCCCACAGCCACCUUAUAGAGUGUCACGACAGACAGACACACCUCAACGUUCUAAUGUAUCACAAAAUGUGACAUCCCCAAUGUCUGAUUCUGGGGAACUGAGGAGGAGAGUACUGACACCACAAAAUCAACCACUAAAUGUGCAAAGUGGUAUGCCCGCUAACACUGGCCUUGUCCCAGUUGGCAUAGCUCCCAUUCGAAAUACACCAGUUGCUGCUUUCCAGAGUAAUGUUAGACCAGUUGCUCCAGUUAUGGGUUAUCGAUCGCCAUUACCACGUCCGGUUUUACGUCGUGAAAGAAGUUAUUUAGAUCGCCUGAUUGACUACAUUGUGGGUGAUGGUCCAGCAAAUCGGUAUGCGCUAAUUUGUCGACAGUGCGAGUCACAUAAUGGAAUGGCGUUAAAAGAAGAAUUUGAAUAUUUUGGAUUCAAGUGUUGCUACUGCAACUCCUGGAAUCCUGCAAGAAAACAGAAAUUUUCUGCACCAAGAUUAGAUGUUGAUCUUACUCAUACACCAAGCCAUCACAGUUCAUCGUCGUCUAAUACACCUGAACAUGCGUUAACCACAAAUAUGAAACUUACACAAGUGGAAUCAUCGAGUCCAUCGGAUACAGAUUCUGAUAUCGAAGUAGUUGAAAGACCAACAGAAUCAGAAGAUAUUGAACAUACGACCCAGGAAACUAAAAACUGUGUAGAUGAACCUGAUGCGGCUGAAUCGGAAAAAGAAGCAAGCGAAACGAAUGAGAAAUGUGAAGAAACUGUUGAAAAAAUGGAUGUCGACGAGUCAUUCUCUUAA
Dufourea novaeangliae is the source of this 1242-nucleotide messenger RNA. It is a transcript of the gene Lnpk, whose product is annotated as protein lunapark-A. Gene Ontology annotation, biological process: endoplasmic reticulum tubular network organization. The coding region runs from base 1 to 1242 and encodes 413 amino acids. The record is from RefSeq and is a predicted model, not a curated record. Gene Ontology annotation, cellular component: endoplasmic reticulum tubular network. The transcript is spliced from 10 exons. NCBI's taxonomy places the organism in Eukaryota, Metazoa, Arthropoda, Insecta, Hymenoptera, Halictidae.